Glycine soja is the source of this 2028-nucleotide messenger RNA. RefSeq names its product proline-rich receptor-like protein kinase PERK9. The record is from RefSeq and is a predicted model, not a curated record. Gene Ontology annotation, biological process: protein phosphorylation. Bases 200 to 1798 code for a protein of 532 amino acids. NCBI's taxonomy places the organism in Eukaryota, Viridiplantae, Streptophyta, Magnoliopsida, Fabales, Fabaceae. The transcript has 8 exons. Gene Ontology annotation, molecular function: protein kinase activity; ATP binding.
UGACAUGAGCGACUUUCUUCAUCUUAAGUUUCCCCUUUUGGCAUCGCUUAAGGUCCAAACUUGAGCAUGUGACCCCAACAUGCUAUGCACCACCACAUGGUGUCUAAAGUUCCCAAUCCCAACCUUGAUGCAAAUAUGACAUGAAACAUAAGACCUUCAAUCAGCACACACAACACAGUAGUUGUAUUUAAAUGCUGCCAUGUCAGCCCCUUCUCCAUCCUCGUCACCGGCGCCACCACCAGAACUCUCUUCCUCUGCACCUCCCAGUUCAACUUCACCAUUACCGUUACCCUCACCGUCUCCAUCCCUAUCUCCAGCCAAUCCUCUGCCGGCACCACCACCACAAUCGCCGGCAUCAAUUUCUUCUCCUCCAGCAACCCUGCCACCUCCUCAUAGUUCCUCUCCUUCUCCACCAUCUACUACAACUAUAAGUAGUAGUGCACCUCCUCCUCCUCCUACUACUAGGAAAAAUCCUUUUGAUUCUCAUCAUUCUACUCCAUCACACACUUCUGGAUUGGCUCCCCCACCUCCAUCAGCACAAAAUUCUGGCCCGGGAAGCAGUAGUGGAACUAGUGCAGUGGCUAUUGUUGGUGUACUGACAGGAGUUCUGCUGCUUGGCUUCAUUGGCAUUGCUAUCUGGUGUCUGAGGAGGCAAAAGGAAAGGGUUUCUAAGAGUGGUGCUUAUGACUUGCCACCUGAAUCAGAUAUGCCUUUACAUAAGAUUCGUUCUUCAGCUCCUCUAAUAGAAAGAGCUUCCGGCGGUAAUACACCAUCAGGACUAGGCAACUCUAGGACAUUGUUUGCAUAUGAAGAGCUACUGAAGGCCACAAACGAUUUUUCAACUAAAAAUCUCUUGGGAGAAGGAGGAUUUGGUUGUGUGUAUAAAGGAUCACUUCCAGAUGGGAGAGAAGUAGCAGUCAAACAGCUGAAAAUUGAAGGAAGCAAGGGUGAGAGAGAAUUCAAAGCUGAAGUGGAAAUCAUUAGCCGCAUUCAUCAUCGCCAUUUGGUUUCCUUAGUUGGAUACUGCAUUUCGGAUAACAGAAGACUACUUGUCUAUGAUUAUGUCCCCAACGAUACCCUUUAUUUUCAUCUUCAUGGGGAAGGUAGGCCAGUGCUGGACUGGACAAAACGUGUUAAAAUUGCGGCUGGGGCAGCCAGAGGAAUAGCUUAUCUCCAUGAAGACUGCAAUCCACGGAUUAUUCACAGGGAUAUCAAGUCAGCAAAUAUUCUUUUACACUACAACUUUGAAGCUCGAAUCUCGGAUUUUGGGCUAGCCAAAUUAGCAGUUGAUGCUAAUACACAUGUAACCACACGUGUGGUGGGAACUUUCGGAUAUGUUGCGCCGGAAUAUGUAUCAAGUGGUAAAUUCACUGAGAAGUCAGAUGUGUACUCUUUUGGAGUCAUGCUUUUGGAGCUCAUUACAGGAAGGAAGCCAGUAGAUAUAUCUCAACCAGUUGGAGAAGAGAGUCUAGUUGAAUGGGCUCGACCUUUGCUGACCGAUGCACUGGAUAGUGAGGAAUUUGAGAGUUUGACAGAUCCAAAGCUCGGAAAGAACUACGUUGAAAGCGAAAUGAUUUGCAUGCUUGAAGUUGCUGCUGCUUGCGUGCGAUAUUCGUCUGCCAAAAGACCUCGAAUGGGACAGGUUGUUAGAGCUUUGGAUAGUUUAGCUACUUGUGAUCUUUCAAAUGGAAUGAGAAUUGGGGACUCUGCACUCCAAUCCGCAGAAAUAAGAUUAUUUCGUAGGAUGGCAUUUGGAAUUCAAGAUUAUAACUCCGACUUUUUAAGCCCCAGAGAGUAAUUUGAAUACUUAAGAGGCUAUCGUAUAUCUAGGGUGAGUCUAAAUUUCUUGUCACACCCUUGUGAAAUUAAGUUAGUUUUAGAUAUGACUCUUCUGAGGUGAGUACCCGAAAUUGAUUGUAUCAUGUUUGCUUGAUUCUUGUAACAAACUCUUCUUGUUUUUUUUCCACUUUUUUUUUAUUCUUUGUAUUCAGAUUAUUAUUAUACUUUAUGAUAUAUGAUUGAUAUGUA